This is a messenger RNA of Acipenser ruthenus (sterlet), 3468 nucleotides long. RefSeq names its product transmembrane protein 163a-like. Bases 570 to 1442 code for a protein of 290 amino acids. Gene Ontology annotation, cellular component: synaptic vesicle membrane. Lineage: Eukaryota; Metazoa; Chordata; Actinopteri; Acipenseriformes; Acipenseridae. The transcript is spliced from 8 exons. The record is from RefSeq and is a predicted model, not a curated record. Gene Ontology annotation, molecular function: zinc ion binding.
CGAUAAUGAGUCUUAAAACAAUGGAAAAAUAACAAGAAAUCGCUUUAUUUAAGACAUGCAGAUUGUAUUAGUUAGUGCACGGCGCGGACCGGUAUGUCUUGUAAAAUGUUGUAUUAAUAUGCAUUAUUUAAACACUGGUAUAAGCGUGACUGUAAGUCGUCCACAUGCUAACUGCCUUGUCGCCUUGUCUUGCACUGCUGCAUCGCACUCACUUAAGAUCGGAGCUGCCACCCUGUCUCCAGCCGAAGUCUAAAUAUCAGUGACUUGCUUGCUGGAUUAUGUCCACAAAUUCGGGGCAGCCCCGGUGCAGAGGUCUUGUUAGGAAACCUGGGUUUUUAAUUAGUGCCUGCCUGCAGCAUUUGCAGUCCUUCGUUUGUAGUUAGCAAGUGUAUGUUGGAGACGAGGGUCUGAUGCUGAUGCAGUGAAGAUUGCGUUCAUCGCUAUCUCUUUGCUUGCUUGCUCUGCGGUGUGUUCUUUCUCUCUGUCCAGCUCCAUCACGAGCUGGAUGAUUACACUUCUCGCUUUGGUGCUACAUUUUUGGAGUUAUUUUAUUUUAACUGAAACUCAUCAUGACGACUGAUUCAUCAACGCCCGAUCUGUCCACGGCUCCGAAUCCCACUAUCGUGGACCCCGCAGCGCAAAACGGACAGUGUGCACCCACAGACCAGCACCCACCCAAAAGAGGGACCCAGGGGGACCCUUUCAGCAUGGACCGGGACCAAGAGAUGAAAAUCAGCGAAAGCAUCCAAUUCAGCGAUGAAGUUGAAAACAGAGGUUUGCUUGAAAGCAGCACCCGGCUGAAGCCUCAUGAAGCCCAGAGCUACCGGAAGAAGGCAUUGUGGGUAUCCUGGGCCUCCAUCCUUGUCACAAUAGCCCUGGCCGUGGCUGCUUUCACUGUUUCCAUUAUGAGACACAGUGCUUCUGCGUUUGGAUUUGCUUUUGACGCCGUGCUUGACGUUCUGUCCUCAAUCAUUGUAUUAUGGCGUUACAGCAAUGCGGCCGCGGUGCACUCAGCGCACAGGGAGUACAUAGCCUGUGUUGUACUGGGAGUGGUUUUUAUCCUGUCGUCCAUGUGCAUUGUGGGUAAAGCCAUCCAUGACCUUGCCACCAAACUGCUCCCUGAAGUGGGUGAUUUUCUCUUUAGUGUUUCCAUUUUAAGUGGGAUCCUCUGCAUCAUCCUGGCAGUGGUGAAGUUUAUGCUGGGGAGGGUCUUGACCAGCAGAGCUCUGAUAACAGAUGCUUUUAACUCUCUUGUUGGAGGGAUUAUGGGCUUCUCCAUAUUAAUCAGCGCUGAGGUCUUCAAGCACAACCCUAACGUGUGGUACCUGGAUGGCAUGACAGGAGUUCUCAUUGGACUCAUUAUUUUGGCUUAUGGAGUAAAGUUGCUUAUUGAUAUGGUCCCUCGGGUGAGACAAACACACAAUUAUGAAACCUUUGAAUGAGUCACCUGGGGAACAAUGCCAGCAAGCUCACCCUCCAGCCCUGAUAUUACUAAAGACUUCAGAGGAACAUUGACCAGUGUUAUUUAUUUAGUUUAACAUGCAGUUUGUCAUUGCUGCAGUAUUUUUCAUUCUUCGAACCCAGCAUGUAAAUAAGUCAUCACAAAAAAGCAAGCAGGAAAAGCAAAGGUAACAUCGCCACAGAGUGAAUGGGGAUCCAGCUGACUGUAUACUGGAAAAGCACCUGCAAUUCUUUAUGUGUGAAAAGGCUGAAUGUUGUCUUCAGCUGAAUUAUUUUAAAUCUCUUUAGAGAAUACACUCUUUUUAGUCGGUUUUAAUAAUAUAAAAAUGAACAGAGUUAAAAGGAAUAUAUUUUAUUGGAUACUAGCUCUCAGGGGGUUAAAUUCAUUUUUUUAAAUCUUACCUAAAGGAUCCCUAUCCUAUUAUUUUCAUCAUGUACAACAGCUCACAAAAAAGAGCAAGGGGUUUUAACAACAGGGACCAUCAUUAAAACAGCCUUUAGACAGAGCUGCAGGAAAGAAAAUCCAUAUCCACCAAUCUGCUGCCCUCAGACAUCAGUCAGGAGGUCAAGGGCAGCAGAAUCGACAGCGUGAAGUGAACUUUUAAUAAAUCGCUGAUAAAAAGGAAAACACACUUGAUUGUUUUAAAUGGUAGCUGACAGCGACUACACUCUUUAAAUAUUAUUUCACUCAAGACCUGCUUAUUUGAUGAUAUUAGCUUUAUCCCUUUAUCAAAAGUUUUGGAGAAAAUUGCUUACAACUUUUGUAAUGCUCUUUUACACUGAAUCUCUAUAAAAGAUGAUCUCACCAGUCUGCCACAGGAUUGAGUAACAGGAUCAUAUGGGUUUUGUGCCACAGUUAAAGUUUCAAAUUCAUAGUGCUUGCAUACUGUACACUAGAAUCUGCAGAAGUUAAAACUCUGCUAAGAGAAACAGAUCAGUUUCCAUUGACAACCUGUCUGGACGUUCUUCAGAUUACUUUAGGUUUCUUUAUUUUGGCAGUCCUGCUGUUCUUUGUUAAAAUCACACCGUAAGAGUUUCCAUUGGCUGGAGUUUGAGAUCAAGGCAUGCAGUGUGUUCAGUGCUAUUGUAGAACUUUGUUGUCCCGUGUAACAAAAAAGGGGAAUUUAUAAUUAUUCGUGAAUGACAUACGUAUGUGCUGACGUGCUGAUGUUGUUGUGCGAUUAAUGUAUGAUUGGAAUCAAUAAUCCCAGUGGUGUGGAUGUAUCUGUAUUUAUACAAUGCCCAAGAUGUGCUGGAAACGUACUGCUCUCACUCAUAACAUAUAACAGGUAAGUCAUAUGUUUCUGCAUUUAUGCCUGUGAUUAUUGCUGGUUGUUUGGAAUAAAUACAGUAAACAUGUUAAUGUGUGUAGUUUUAAUUAUAGCAGCAUUAUUGUAGCUGUAAUUUUAAUUGAAAUUUCAGCAAACAAUUCUGCUGUAAUUGUAAAUAUAAUUAUAAUUUACCCCAGGUCUAGUUCUUGCCUUUUUGAAUUCUGCAUUUUCUUAAAAUGUUUUAAAAUAUAUUAGACUGGUUUAUGGAUUUCAUGUGCAAUGCACACAGAAUUAUGCUUUGAGGUGUACUUGGGCAUAUCAUGUCCAUUCUUUCCAUUGGUUUUAUCCUGUAUAAAAUGAGAACAUGAGUUUGGAAUAUUUACUUCAUCAGUGUCAAAUUAGAAAAAAAAUUUCAGGGGUUGCUGUACGCAGGCACUGAAAUCUAGUAAUCUGUUGAUGAUUUGGGUACAAGGUCUACAAGAACUUCCAACAGCCAAGCGAACUGUACAAAAAGACACACAUUUGCAACUGCCAAACUACUGUAUAUCGGUUUACAUUGUUCUGUUAUACAUAUAUACUUAUAUCCAGAAUAUGUGCAGAGCACAGCUUGACCUGCUUAAAGCAUAUAGUACUGUAAGAGCACAGCAUUAAGAGUAUUGUAUUAAAUGUAUAGUUGUAGAUACUGCAUCAGCACUACUGACCCUGUAUAUUUAUAAAGAAUACACACAAAAAGAAA